This is a messenger RNA of Salvelinus sp. IW2-2015, 3705 nucleotides long. Its product is annotated as polyadenylate-binding protein-interacting protein 2B. Bases 255 to 650 code for a protein of 131 amino acids. The transcript has 4 exons. Gene Ontology annotation, biological process: negative regulation of translational initiation. Lineage: Eukaryota; Metazoa; Chordata; Actinopteri; Salmoniformes; Salmonidae. Gene Ontology annotation, molecular function: mRNA regulatory element binding translation repressor activity. Gene Ontology annotation, cellular component: cytoplasm. The record is from RefSeq and is a predicted model, not a curated record.
AUCGGUACCACGUGACCAUUUUCCUGGCUCGCGGUUGUGGCACAAAUCGUGAUUUUCGAGGCUCUUUCUCUAUGGAUUAUAACGGGGAAAAACGGACAAAGACGCAUAUUUACGAAUCUUAAAAAUUGGAUGUGUUAAAUUGUUUUGUUCUGGGUGUUCUUUAGGCAAUCGAGGAGCCGCUUUCAUAUGAGCUGCCGUUUAGUUUUUACUACGGGGUUUGUUUACCACAUUUCAACUUGGUUGAGCCGUCGGAGAUGAGUGGUCCCGAGGUAGUGAAGACGCCGGGGGGUGGGGCUCCGGGGAAGGAAGGCAAGGAGCCUGUAGCMAAUGGGCAUCCAGGAGAGGGCGAUCAGGGAGGAGACGAUCCCUUUGCUGAGUACAUGUGGAUGGAGAACGAGGAUGUUUACAACAGACAGGUUGAAGAGGAGUUGUUGGAGCAGGAGUUCUUGGAGCGUUGUUUCCAGGAAAUGUUGGAUGAGGAGGACCAGGAUUGGUUCAUCCCGGCCAGGGACCUCCCCUCGGGGGUGGGUCAGAUCCAGCAGCAGCUUAACGGCCUGUCAGUCAGCGACGGAGGAAACGCAGAGGAGAUGGCGAGGAAGAGCAACUUGAACCCCGACGCGAAGGAGUUCGUUCCAGGAGUGAAAUACUAGGAGUCCCCCUCACCCCCAGGGAGCGCCCACGCGCACACACAAGCACGAUCUCACACACCCUCGCAGAGACUCUGGCGGCCUCGACCGGAACACACACACACACACAGAACAACACACACAGGUCCAGGGCGUGUAGAUAGAAACCCAUAGGAGGGUGGGGGGGACUUUUAUUUAGAUUUUCUGUUUGUUUGAUGGUUCACUAAGGGACAGGGUGGGGGGUGUCAGUAUGAAUAAGUCCCUAUAGAGGAAGCUGCUGCUCCAUGUACACUGUAAAGGUAGUGUCUCAAAUUGCACGCUAUUCCCUAUGUAGUGCACUACUUUUGACCAGGGCCCAUGGGCUUGAGUCCAUAGGGAACAGGGUACCUUUUCGGACGCACAUCGAGACGUACAUAUACAGAGAAACUCUGAGAUUUUCCGACCUUUUUCAUGGUUGCCAUGUUGGCACCUAAAAGCUCCAUGAUAUUGCAACAGGCAAAUCGCAAAUGACACCCCGUUCCACCUUCAUUGUGCACUACCUGGUCCAAAGUAGUGCACUACAUAGGGAAUAGGGUGCCAUUUUGAGAUCUGCAUUUAUACUUUUCAUGGCUGCCAUGUUUGUGCCGGAAUGUUCCACAACAUUACCAUUCUAAUUGGAAUCCAACUAAGAAUGUUCUUGUUGCUAUAGAAUGACCCUGUGCCAACAUGGAUGACAGACAGUUGUCCGUUCUAGAACUCUGUACAUCUACGUACAACAUGACAUCAUAAUGACUCUGUUCAAUAGGUCGUUAUCAAUAAAACGUCACAAUACGGUGCAGAGGUUUUGAAUUGCCUGCUGAGGGGGCAAGGAGACUCCUAGCUCCACUAAAACCGUUGACAACUGCGUGCCGUUUUCAAGGGAUUGUUAAAUAAAUGUUAACUAUUUGGUUGUAAUAUCAUCUCUUGAAGCCCAGAGUCAAAAAUACAAACGUCAGAUUAUUCCACAUUUGUCUCUAUCAUCAGUUAUAAAGUAACUGCAUGCUUUCCAUGAUCAGUAAACAUCAAUUGAUCAUGGGAUUUCAGAUACACGAGGGUAGCCUCAUGAUAAAUCUCAAUAUUGACCACCAUUGAUUGGAUAUUUGAGUGAUAGAAAGGAGAGCUAUACCUGAUAAGUAUGAGUGGUUUAGGUUAAUUUCCCAUCAGUUGUGGUCUCUGCCUGUCAAGCAGCAGAAGGGCGCAUUUGCAGUUGUACUGUUAGCUGAUAAUGUUUACUUCGCUAGCUACUGGUAGAAACGUUGUACAUUUGGCUAAACAUAUAGUGGUAAGUAGACCUAAUGUACUUUUUUCUCUCCAACCAACGUAGGCAUAGCUAGCAACGUUAGCUAACAUUAUCCCCUUUACAACAUUGUUUUUAAGAAUGUUUUAAUUCCUAUUGCUGCUGACAGACGUGAUAGACAAUACAUUGAUUGAUGUACCACGUCAAAUUGGCUAGCUAACGGCAGAUUGCGUCGAUGCGGCUAGCUAACGGCAGAUUGCGUCGAUGCGGCUAGCUAACGGCAGAUUGCGUCAAUGUGGCUAGCUAACGGCAGAUUGCGUCAGUGCGGCUAGCUAACGGCAGAUUGCGUCAGUGCGGCUAGCUAACGGCAGAUUGCGUCAGUGCGGCUAGCGUAACGGCAGAUUGCGUCGAUGCGGCUAGCUAACGGCAGAUUGCGUCGAUGCGGCUAGCUAACGGCAGAUUGCGUCGAUGCGGCUAGCUAACUUUCAGGGGAUAAACUAAACUAGAUGGCUAUAUCCAGAUAUUGUUUGAUUUGCUUGUCCUCUAGUGGUGGUGACCGUAGUCCACUUUACCAAGAUGAGGACUUGUUUAUGUCAAGCUCUUUCCACAAGCCUAAUCUCUGAUGAAGCAAGGUAAUUAUGUUGUCUGGAAGUCUAUUUUGCUACAUGCCAAAUUAAGGCUACUCUUACGUAUCUAAAAAAUACAUGAUCAAUUGAUGUUUAUUGAUCAUGAAAGGAUGCAGUUACUUGCUGUAUAACUCUUGACUAUGCUCUUCAAGAGUUGAAAACAGUUAUUUAACAAUCCCUAAAAUGGCACAUGGUUUUAGCGGAGCUCGGGGUCUCCUUGCCCCCCCCCCCCCCUAGCAGCCGACUCGAACACUCUGCACUGUAUUGUGACGUUUUUAUUGAUACCCACCUACAGACCUGCCUAAAUGUCCUCUUAUUACAUCAUAAACACUCUGUUUCUCAUGGGCCUGGUUCCAAACCAGUUACUCCUCUCCCCUAUCCCCUUGUGGGUGAAAAGAUUUAGGUUCUAUCCCCCAUAUCAGAACCUGGAUCUGAAAGGUAGGGCUGUAUGGGGAGCAUUUUGAGUUGUCACCCUUUUGAUGGUUCUAAGUGAACAAGGGUGUAGGGGUUAGGGUAUUUAGUGUUUGGAACAAGGCUGUUCUCUCUGGCUUGCAUCUCAAAUGGCACCCUGUUCCCCGUACAGUGUUCUACUUUUACCCAGAACCCUACGGGCUCAGGUCAAAAGUAGUGCACUAAAUAAGGAAUAGGGUUCAGUUUGGGAUGCGGCCUCUCUCAGUACUGAAAGAAUGGAAGCAUCAUGUAUAACUCUGUUGGUUCAAUCGUGUUUAUAUAAACACCUGAUCAGGCUCCGUUUUAAAAUUUAAAUCUCAUUUAUUUUGUCUUUCGAGGAGCAAAGUUGUUUUGUCUCUCUUGGGUUGCCGUAGCCUGUGGUCAAAACGGGAAUUGGAAAUGAAUUCCAAAUGGCACCCAUAUUCCCUCGUAUAGUGCCCUACUUUUGAUCAGGGCCCAUGGGGCUCCCAGUGGUAGUGCACUACAUGGGCAAUAGGGUGUCGUUUUGGGGUUCAUACUAGUCUGUCUAGCUCAGUGUCUAGGGGAGGUUCUAAUGAAUGGGCGGGACUUGAGGUCAGGUUGACUAAUCACAGGCCACGUGCACGCUGGGUCAACCAAUAAGAAUUGUCCGCCGAGUGGAUUUACAUAAAUCAUUUUUUGUUGUUGUGAUUUGAGUUGGAAAGUCCUGACAACACAAAGUAUGAAUUUCAAUACAAAAAAAAAAGAUUAAUAAAGAUGAAAAACUGCA